UUGUAACUUUCAGGCGAGAAAAGAGAGAUGAGCGCGACGACGGAGCUGCCGACUAAAGAGGCGAACUUGCUCAAAGGCCACGAAGGGGCGGUUUUAGCGGCGAGGUUUAACGGCGACGGAAACUACGCUCUCACAUGUGGUAAAGAUCGAACCAUCCGCCUCUGGAACCCGCACCGUGGAAUCCUAAUCAAGACCUACAAAUCCCAUGGCCGCGAAGUCCGCGACGUUCAUGUUACUUCAGACAAUGCAAAGUUUUGCUCAUGUGGUGGUGAUAGACAAGUGUAUUACUGGGAUGUUUCAACGGGACGCGUCAUCCGUAAGUUCCGUGGUCACGACGGCGAGGUCAAUGCGGUGAAGUUCAAUGACUCAUCAGCUGUAGUUGUAUCAGCUGGUUUCGAUCGUUCCUUACGUGUUUGGGACUGCAGAUCUCACAGUGUUGAGCCGGUUCAGAUCAUUGAUACGUUUUUGGAUACAGUCAUGUCAGUUGUUUUAACAAAGACUGAGAUUAUUGGUGGUAGUGUCGAUGGAACUGUUCGAACCUUUGACAUACGUAUGGGUAGGGAGAUGUCGGAUAACUUAGGACAACCGGUUAAUUGUAUAUCGAUAUCAAACGAUGGAAACUGCGUUUUAGCUGGUUGCUUGGACUCUACUCUGCGUCUACUUGACAGAACCACAGGAGAGCUACUCCAAGUCUAUAAAGGUCAUAUAUCUAAGUCAUUUAAAACCGAUUGUUGUCUCACUAACUCGGACGCACAUGUGAUCGGAGGAUCGGAGGAUGGAAUGGUUUACUUUUGGGAUUUGGUAGAUGCAAAAGUUGUAUCCAAAUUUCGAGCUCAUGAUUUAGUGGUGACAAGCGUGAGUUACCACCCCAAGGAAGAUUGUAUGUUGACUUCCUCGGUCGAUGGUACAGUUCGUGUCUGGAAAAAAUGAAGAAAGAACGAUGCUAAGCGGAUUCUGUUUGUUUCAUGUUGUUUCUCUGUUUUAUUUUUUAUUUUUUUAAUUUCCUUUUAUCUUUUUAUCGGAUUGCAAUAGCCGGUUCGUGAAGUGAAAUAUUUGCUGAUUUUAGUUGUUUGCGAUAAAAAAAAAGUCUUUUCGGCUUUAA
This is a messenger RNA of Brassica oleracea var. oleracea, 1102 nucleotides long. Its product is annotated as WD repeat domain-containing protein 83. The record is from RefSeq and is a predicted model, not a curated record. Lineage: Eukaryota; Viridiplantae; Streptophyta; Magnoliopsida; Brassicales; Brassicaceae. Gene Ontology annotation, cellular component: catalytic step 2 spliceosome. Gene Ontology annotation, biological process: mRNA splicing, via spliceosome. Gene Ontology annotation, molecular function: protein binding. The transcript has 8 exons. The coding region runs from base 28 to 930 and encodes 300 amino acids.